Messenger RNA from Eleginops maclovinus (Patagonian blennie), 1909 nucleotides. Its product is annotated as alanyl-tRNA editing protein Aarsd1-like. Gene Ontology annotation, biological process: chaperone-mediated protein complex assembly; protein folding; alanyl-tRNA aminoacylation. The record is from RefSeq and is a predicted model, not a curated record. NCBI's taxonomy places the organism in Eukaryota, Metazoa, Chordata, Actinopteri, Perciformes, Eleginopidae. Gene Ontology annotation, cellular component: cytosol; nucleus. The transcript has 17 exons. Gene Ontology annotation, molecular function: ATP binding; protein-folding chaperone binding; nucleic acid binding. The coding region runs from base 158 to 1813 and encodes 551 amino acids.
GCUGAUACCAACUGCUCUAUAUAUAGAUAUAUAGCCUGCUGGGCCUGGACACUGCUAGACCACAUAGCCAGGACAAACCAGCCACAUGCUUUUAACUUUCAGGCUAUCAAAGGGUUUAAAAAAGUAGUUUCUGUUUUAGAACUGUGCUAGAAUAAGAAUGAGCAAGAGUAAAAUUGUCAGACCAGAGGAGAGCCAGCCAGCACGUGCGCUGUGGUACGACAGAAAGAAAUAUGUCACCGUCAACUUCAUGGUUCAUAAACCAAAAGAUGUCCAGGUGGAUAUCCAGCCAGACAAAAUGAUUUUAUACUGCAAAAACGACACAGAUGAUGUUUUCUACAACGAGCUGCCCUUUUAUGAAAAAGUUCAAAUUUGUGACUCCAGAGAAAAAGUCUAUGACCGCAGCAUCAAUAUCUUGCUCAGGAAGCUGAAGCCUGAUUACUCAUGGCCUCAUCUCCAGAAGGAUCCUGCUAAGCCCAGCUGGAUUUCUGUAGACUUUGAUAACUGGAGAGACUGGGAGAAUGAAGAAGAAGAUGGAAAGGAAGAAUACGAAAGAUAUGUGGAUAUGAUCCAAGAAAUGGCUUCCGGUAAUAAAGGAGAAGCACCAGAUAUGGGCGAUCUUAGUGAUUUUGUUACCUCUGUAGUGUCCUGCUGCCCUGCUGAGCUCAAACAUGAAGUGAAUGGAAAGAAAGAAACUCUAAAAGGCUUCAAUGUCAAACUCCAAGACACCAUCUUGUUUCCUGAAGGAGGAGGCCAGCCGGAUGACCACGGGCUGAUAGGAGAUGUCCCGGUGGUGAGGGUGACGAGGCAGGGGGCCGAGGCCGUGCACUUUGUGAGCUCUCCUCUUGAGGAGGGUCAGGAGGUGCAGGUGAAGGUGGACUGGGAGAGGAGGUUCGACCACAUGCAGCAACACUCAGGUCAACAUGUGAUCACAGCUUUGGCCGAUAACAUGUUUGGAUACAAGACCACCUCCUGGGAACUGGGACGUCAGAGAAGCACCAUAGAGCUGGACACUCCCUCGGUGAAGCCUGCCCAGCUGCAGGCCCUGGAGGAAGCCGUAAACGAAAAGAUCAGAGUCCACGUCCCGGUCACUGUUCAGCUUCUCUCUAUAGAUGAUCCUGCUGUGGAAAAGGUGAGGAGUCGGGGGCUGCCAGACGAUCAUGCUGGGCCGAUUCGGAUCAUUGAUAUCGAAGGCGUCGAUGCUAACAUGUGCUGUGGAACCCAUGUGUCCAACCUCAGUCACUUACAGGUAAUAAAGCUGCUGGGAACUGAGAAAGGAAAGAAAAACAAAACCAACCUGAUCUUCCUGACAGGAAACAGGGUGUUGAAGUAUGCAGAGAAAAGCUACGGCACAGAGCGAUCGCUGGUUUCUCUCCUGAAGACCGGACCUGAUGAGCACGUAGAGGCCGUUGACAAGUUGCAGAAGUCUGUUAAGAUGCUACAGAAAACUAACCUGAGCUUGCUUCGAGACAUGGCGGUGCUCAUCACUCAGAACUUUAAGAACGACCCCCAGAGAGGAAACUUCUUCAGCUUGCACAAAAAAGAGGGUGACAAUGAAUUCAUGAACAUCAUUGCCAAUGAAUUAACCACUGAGGGAACUUUGGUUUUCCUGACCGUUGGAGAGGAGAAGGGCCCGGGUCUGUUUCUACUGGCUGGACCCAGUGAACGAGUGGCUGAGAUGGGACCACGGGUGCUAGAGAUGCUCCAAGGGAAGGGAGCAGGAAAAAAUGGACGUUUCCAAGGAAAAGCUAACAGCCUGGCGCGCAGAGGGGAGGUGGAGGCGUUCCUGCAGCAGCAAUGCAAACGGGAAGAAUAAACCCAGCCAUGACUUAAUACACAUUUCUUUUGCUGUACAUAUUUGAAUGUUAAAUGUCAUGUACAUUUUUACCCGUUUAAAACCCGUUAAACCUUA